AACGAGCAAAAAAGCGCAGUCUUCUUCAAGCAGUUCUACCUACCCGCCUUGUCUGCAGAGGACAUCGACCAGGUUGCACCACCAGACAUGGUCUAUCCUCCACCCGCCUACCAUUUUCGCCCGCCCACCAACUACCAGAUCGAGCGCAUCAUCCGCGCCCUCCCUCCCGACAAGGCGCCAGGGCCCAAUGGCAUCACUAACCGCGUGUACAAGGUGGCGGCCCCUUUCUUGGUGCCGCACCUUGGUCCCCUCUUCCGCGCAUCUUUCUCGCUCGAGUACUACCCCGACCAGUGGAAGAUGUUCAAGACAGUUGUGCUACGCAAGCCGGGCAAGCCUGACUACUGUCUCCCCAAAGCGCACCGCCCAAUCGCCCUCAUGGACAGCCUCAGCAAAAUUCUGUCAGCCUGCGUCGCCGAAGAGCUGUCAUACCAGGCCGAACGCCUGAACAUGCUGCCACCCACACAGUUCGGCGGC
This is a messenger RNA of Trametes versicolor FP-101664 SS1, 474 nucleotides long. RefSeq lists its product as uncharacterized. The annotation marks the transcript as partial. The record is from RefSeq and is a predicted model, not a curated record. NCBI's taxonomy places the organism in Eukaryota, Fungi, Basidiomycota, Agaricomycetes, Polyporales, Polyporaceae. The transcript has a single exon.